AUGUACACCUUUCACACCGUUCUGUUCUGGGUGUUUGGCUUUUCUGUAGCUGAGGCCUCACCAGACUACAGAGCCCUUUGGCAGUUCAGGGAAAUGAUCGUCUGCACAAUGCCGGACAGCUGGCCCAUCCUGGACUACACCGACUACGGCUGUUACUGUGGAAAGGGUGGUUCAGGCACCCCUGUGGACGAACUCGAUAGAUGCUGUGAGGUUCACGACCGGUGCUACUCUGAAGCUAUGCAGCAUGAUGAGUGUUGGCCCAUCCUCGACAACCCUUACACUGAGAUCUACGCCUUCACCUGUGACGAGGCCUCCAAGACCCUCACCUGUACCAGCAACAACGACCCGUGUGAGAUGUUCAUCUGUGAGUGUGACAGGAAAGCCGCUGAGUGUUUCGCUAAAGCCGGCUACAAUGAGGAGAAUGAACACCUCCCUAGCGACCGCUGUCAGUGA
Molecule: messenger RNA, 453 nt
Organism: Chanos chanos (milkfish)
Lineage: Eukaryota; Metazoa; Chordata; Actinopteri; Gonorynchiformes; Chanidae
Product: phospholipase A2, minor isoenzyme-like
Exons: 4
Coding region: 1-453 (150 amino acids)
Biological process (GO): arachidonate secretion; phospholipid metabolic process; lipid catabolic process
Molecular function (GO): phospholipid binding; calcium ion binding
Source: RefSeq, a predicted model, not a curated record